This is a messenger RNA of Somion occarium, 4450 nucleotides long. Lineage: Eukaryota; Fungi; Basidiomycota; Agaricomycetes; Polyporales; Cerrenaceae. The record is from the annotation of a GenBank genome assembly.
ACAAACACGCACACACAAAGGCCGCUUCUUCCCUCUCCUCCAUCUUGCUCUAUCCUACCUCCUGCUCUUUACUCCCAUCUACCACGCUUCAAUGGCACGACGAGACAGGUCGUAUUCACCGGAUGCUCCUAAUAAGAGGACCCCCCAGAUCGAGGUACGACGACGACAGGGACCGCGACCGAGAUAGGGACCGAGAUAGAGACGGUCAUAGAUAUCGUGACGACCGCUACAGAGACGACCGCAGGCGGGAUUACCGUGAUGAUAGACGAGACGACAGAAGACGUUCAAGGUCCAGAGAGCGCGGCACCCGCGAUAGACAACCACCUACCCCUCCUCGCUCCCGUCCAGAGUCUCGCCCUGAGCCAGAAUCCGCUGCGGCGACUCCUCCCGUUGAAGAUGAGAAGCUGAAAGCCAAGCGUGCGAAGCUGGAAGCCUGGAAGAAGGAGCGAGAGGCGAAGAAGGCAUUAGAUGAAGCCAAGGCGAAGGCAAUGGCACUUGCUGGAAAAACUGCACCAAUUACUACCACGCAAGCUAAACCUGCGGCCCAACUCAAUCGUGCCGCGUUGAGCGGUCUGGGCCUGAAGGGCUUGCCGUUGAAACCUGACGUGCUUAAGGCUACCAAAUCUGCGGCAGUCAUGGACGAUUCCGUAGAGACGAAGCGCAAGCUUGAGAGACUUGAUCUGCCCGAAGUGGAUAUGUCUAUGAUUGACGGACAAACCAGUGUCGGAGAUCUCGAAGUAGAUGAUGAAGAAGACGAGUCGGAAAAGGUCGCCCCAACCAAGCCUGCUGAGGCAAUGGAGGAGGAAGACGAGGUUGACCCUCUCGAUGCUUUCAUGAGCGGUGUAAAGGAGGAGGUGAAGAAGGUCACGUUAGAGGAUCUGAAGAAACUAAGCGCGGGUGGUAAUGGUCGGGUACGCUUGGAUGAUCGAAUGGCUGAGGAUGGCAUGGAAGAGGAGGAGGGGCCUACUAUAGAUGAACUUGAUGCCACCGAGCUGAAUCCUGAAGACAUCCUUGCUCUCGCAGCAAAGAAAGCAAAGAAAAAGGAUCUUGCUGCCAUUGAUCAUUCUCGAGUCGCGUACGAGCCAUUCCGCAAAGAAUUCUACAUCCCUCCUCCGGACAUCGCUGAUAUGACUGACGAGGAGGCAGAUCUCCUGCGUCUUGAAUUGGAUGGCAUCAAGAUUCGUGGCGUCGACUGCCCAAGGCCAGUCACUAAAUGGAGUCAUUUUGGUCUUCCUGCUAGCUGCUUGGAGGUUAUUAAGAAGUUGAAUUACACUGCUCCAACACCCAUUCAAGCGCAAGCCAUUCCGGCGAUCAUGUCUGGCCGUGAUGUGAUUGGUGUCGCCAAAACCGGUUCGGGGAAGACUAUUGCCUUCUUGCUCCCCAUGUUCCGUCACAUCAAGGACCAGCGACCUCUUGAGCAAAUGGAAGGACCUGUCGCCGUUGUCAUGACCCCAACUCGUGAACUUGCUGUUCAAAUUCAUAGGGAAUGCAAACCUUUCUUGCGGGUAUUAGGAUUAAGAGCGGUCUGUGCAUAUGGUGGCUCUCCAAUUAAGGACCAAAUUGCGGAAAUGAAGAAGGGUGCCGAAAUCAUUGUUUGCACACCAGGCCGCAUGAUUGACCUACUCACGGCAAAUUCUGGACGUGUCACCAAUCUGAAGCGUGUCACUUAUCUGGUUCUCGACGAGGCCGAUCGCAUGUUCGAUAUGGGUUUCGAGCCUCAAGUGAUGAAGAUCGUGAAUAACAUACGACCCGACCGCCAGACUGUACUAUUCUCUGCUACGUUUCCUCGACAGAUGGACUCGCUUGCUCGAAAGAUUCUUCACAAACCUCUCGAAAUCACCGUUGGCGGUCGUUCAGUCGUCGCACCAGAGAUUGAACAGAUCGUUGAAGUUCGCGAUGAAGAUUCCAAGUUUAACCGUCUACUGGAGAUUCUUGGGCAGACUUACAACGAGGACCCGGAAAGCCGCACUCUCAUAUUUGUCGAUCGGCAAGAAGCCGCGGAUAAUCUUCUACGAGAGCUGAUGCGGAAAGGUUACCUGUGUAUGUCGCUUCAUGGUGGCAAGGAUCAGGUUGACCGAGACUCUACUAUUGCUGAUUUCAAGGCCGGUGUUGUCCCCAUUGUAAUUGCCACGUCUGUCGCCGCAAGAGGGCUCGAUGUCAAACAGCUCAAGUUAGUUAUCAACUACGACGCUCCAAAUCACAUGGAAGAUUACGUCCACCGAGCUGGUCGUACAGGUCGUGCUGGGAACAAAGGAACUUGUGUUACCUUUAUUACUCCUGAGCAAGAUAGGUAUUCAGUUGAUAUCUACAGAGCUCUCAAGGCCAGUAAUGCUGCAGUACCCAAAGAUUUGGAGGAGCUUGCCAAUGGCUUCUUGGAUAAAGUCAAGUCUGGCAAAGCCAAAGUUGCUGGUUCCGGUUUCGGCGGCAAGGGUCUUGAUCGUCUCGAUCAGGAGCGCGACGCCAAAGAGAAGGCUGAACGCAAAGCUUAUGGCGAGCCUGAAGAAGAGAAACCGGCAGCCGUAACAGAAGAGCCAACAAAGGCUGCUGCUGCUGCAACCGAUGACAUGACCUUUGGUGCCUUCAAGGUCGAAGUCAAGCGCGGCCCAGCGCCGGAUUCCUCUAAAGGACAACUUGGUGUCGCUGGCGCGGCUGCUGCGGCUAGACGUCUCGCACAAGCCAAGGAAGAAGAGAAAAUUCAGAAUUCUCUUCGCGAGGCCGAGGCAGCUGCUGCUCGUGCAGGGAAAGAUACUGCUGCACAGAAGCAGGCUCUCAGCGUCGUGGCCAAGCUCAAUGCGCAAUUGCGUGCACACAAACUGGUCGCACAGUCCCAGUUACAGCUACUCCACGAAGAUCCUUCGAAGAAGGCGACCACCGACGCAACCGAGUUCCAUGCUAUCAUUCCCAUUAACGACUAUCCGCAGAAGGCUAGGUGGAGAGUUACUAAUAAGGAGACUAUGGUUCAGCUCAUCGAUAUGACUGGGGCCUCCGUCACCAACAAGGGUAUUUACUAUGAGCCUGGUAAAGAACCACCUCCGGAAGGACCACCCAAGCUUCAUCUACUCAUUGAGUCGAAUGAAGAGUGGAGGGUUGAGCAAGCCGUCCGCGAGAUCAAACGACUCCUCAUUGAGGCUUCUGCGGCUGCUUUGCAGGCCGAGAUGCGUAAUCCAACUGCGACAGCUGGAAGAUACAGUGUUGUGUAGAGACAGUUGCUAUCGACACACGUCGGCCCCAUGCCGUAGACUACCGCAUCAUCUCACUUGCUUUACUUUAUUUCCGUUGUGUCGUAAGUCCAGUAUCUCCAUCCCGAGAAAUACAGACAUCAUUUGAUCGUACUGACUGAAUUCUUCCCCCUUGAGUGAAUGUUCACAAUUCUGUGGGUAUGACAUCGAUGUUCGUUUUCCAUUGGUUCCUUUAUUUCUCACCUGAGAUGUGCUGCAGCAACCCAUGUACAAGAUUCAUACGAGAAGAAAGAAAGGUAAAGUGACAAGAAACAAGAUCAUGGGUUUUGUUUAUCUACCCAAACCGUAUCCACGCGAUUUAAAUCCACCUGCUUGUCCUCCACUCUCGCUGGCUCCUCGUACUCUUCGCUCAACGUCGCCAAGUUUGCUCUCAACUUCCUUGACUGCACCAUCUAUCCACUGUAGACUCUCCAGAUGGCUACUCAAUAUCUGCGCAAUCUGACCAACUGGGUCUUCGGUCGCAGUGGUAUCCGUGCCCGAAGACGUGGACAGUGCAUUCACUGACUCGAUCAUCUCGACCAGUGAAUUUGAAAGAUCAUCAAGAUGACCAUGCAAUUCCGUGGCAAGCAUGUAACUGCGAAGAUCAAGGAUUAGCCACUUGAAACUGGACUCGAUAACAAAGAUGUACUUCUUGUCGCGCUCCGUAUCUGCAGGACCAGUGUCCAGCGCUCGUAGGCUUCCGCCCUGGCCGCCAAUAAUCUCUUCUGUAACUUUCUCGUAUGCCUCCAAUGUUGAUGAAAGAUCUUUUUGUUGUUGUUCUAUAUGGUCGAGAGAUUGGUCGAUGUCAUUUUGCUCUCGGUCUGCUGCUAGAACGACGGAAUAUAGAGCAGCCAACUACAAAUCAGGUGGCGUUAAUUACACAGUGGGACAGAGAAAGGAGAAAAUAAGCCCACAUUGUUACCGUUCUCAAUCAACGCACGAUCCCACACUGCUACCUCGCCAGCGAACUUGUUAAACUCCCUUACGUGAGUUUCGAGUUCUGAAGACCAUCGGUUUACGAUCUCUUCUAUUGUUUUACCCCUGAGCAUGGAGGGAGGUGGAACGGAUACAGCUGGAGUAGUUGUUGCAGGUGCAGGUGUCGCUGUACGCAAGUUAAGGUCGCGAUGAGAGCGUGAAAGUUAUUCAAUACAUACCAGGUUUUGUAGCACCAAUACCGCCUAAUGUAAAAGCAGAAGCUACAAAUGAAUAAAAGUACAUCACAGUCCGCAUGG